AAUACCCCCAAAACACUUCCUUCCCUCUCAUCAAUCACUUCUCAAUUUUCACUUAUCAUCACUAUUUUCACAAUCGCUUAUUUUCAUAAUCACUUCUAAGUUUUCAGUCAAAAAAUGGCACGUACCAAACAAACCGCACGCAAAUCCACCGGAGGAAAAGCUCCAAGAAAACAACUAGCAACAAAAGCCGCUCGGAAAUCUGCUCCGGCGACCGGAGGAGUGAAAAAGCCACACAGAUUCCGUCCAGGAACUGUUGCACUACGAGAAAUCCGAAAGUACCAAAAGAGCACAGAACUUCUCAUAAGGAAACUUCCAUUCCAGCGAUUGGUUAGAGAAAUCGCCCAGGAUUUCAAAACCGAUCUCCGAUUCCAAAGCAGCGCUGUUUCUGCUCUUCAAGAAGCUGCUGAAGCUUAUCUUGUUGGUUUGUUUGAAGAUACAAAUCUUUGUGCAAUUCAUGCUAAGAGAGUUACUAUUAUGCCUAAGGAUAUUCAACUUGCAAGAAGAAUUAGAGGCGAGAGGGCUUAGAUUAAGAGAUUUCAUAGGUGGUGUUUUGUUAGGGUUUGGUUAAUUGUGAUUUUAUCUUUUGUAAUCUGUUUUGAAACCUAACUAACCUAUUAUGAUCUUGUAAUGAUGAUUUGGUUUACUGUUUAAUCUAUCUUGCGUAUUUGAUAUGUGUGAUUUGUUCAA
Trifolium pratense (red clover) is the source of this 687-nucleotide messenger RNA. RefSeq names its product histone H3.2. The transcript has a single exon. Gene Ontology annotation, molecular function: DNA binding; protein heterodimerization activity; structural constituent of chromatin. Lineage: Eukaryota; Viridiplantae; Streptophyta; Magnoliopsida; Fabales; Fabaceae. The coding region runs from base 115 to 525 and encodes 136 amino acids. Gene Ontology annotation, cellular component: nucleosome. The record is from RefSeq and is a predicted model, not a curated record.